UUUUCGUCUCCUUCAGCAGUGUCUCCUACCUAUAAAAGUCGCUCUUCAGACGCUUUCAGGUCAGUCUGAAAUCACAAAGUUACUUUGCAACAUCAAACUCAGCUGUCGUAAAAAACGCUGCUGUUAAAUAACCAGAAUAACGAAAAGGGAAAUAACCAGUCACCAGCACAGACAAGGAAAUCCUUGACGAGCAGGGAGACGUCGAAACCACUCGAACAAUCGCUGAAUUCUACAUUGGCUUUGACUGUGUGUACAGCUAACCAGGGGAGCGCACGCAGGGACCCCAUUGUAUUCUGCAAAGGAGUGAAAUACAGACACCCAGUGACACAGCGUGAGAUGAACACUGCCAUGCCCUGGCUCACCGCCCUUCCUCUGCUGGUCCUGGCUGCCCAUCAUGGGGCUGCCUUAUUUCUGCCCGACUCCCCGGAGCUGCGGAAGCUGCUGAGCCGGUACCAGGAUGAGGUGGAUCAGAACUCCACAGGCAGCGCAGGAUCUGGCAGGGUCCGACGAGCCAUCCAGUGGUCCGAUCGGGAAGAGAUCCUUCAGCUGCACAACAAACUGAGGGGCGGGGUUUAUCCCCCUGCUUCCAACAUGGAGUACAUGGUAUGGGAUGAAGACCUUGAGCAAUCAGCCACAAGCUGGGCAGAAGAAUGCCUGUGGGAGCAUGGGCCCCAAGAUCUGCUGAUGUCUAUUGGUCAGAACCUGGCUGUGCACUGGGGCAGGUACCGCUCCCCAGCCUACCAUGUCCAGGCCUGGUACGAUGAGGUGAAGGACUACACGUAUCCAUACCCUCAUGAGUGUAACCCCUGGUGUCCGGAACACUGCUCUGGGCCGAUGUGUACUCAUUACACCCAGCUGGUCUGGGCCACCAGUAACAGAGUCGGGUGUGCAGUGCAUGUGUGUCCCAAAAUGGAUGUCUGGGGCGAAAUCUGGGAGAAUGCUGUCUACUUGGUCUGCAAUUAUUCACCAAAAGGGAACUGGAUUGGAGAGGCCCCCUACCAGCAUGGUCGUCCUUGUUCCCAGUGUCCACCGAGUUAUGGAGGGGGUUGUCGGGAAAACCUCUGCUACAAUGAAGAAACUCAGGAGCCUCAGCACCCUGAGACAGAGGACAUGAAUGAGGUGGAGAAGCCCCAGGUGCCCACCCAGCCCCGCACAACAACCACCAAACCUCCCCCCAAGCCUAAAGGAAAGCCCAAAUCCGAGAAACCCUCUGGGCCCAAACCUGAUGUGGACAAGCCUGCUGGCAGACCUUUCCUUGCUCAGAACAUUAAGUGUGAAACCAAAAUGCGUGACAAGUGUAAAGGAACAACUUGCAACAGAUACAACUGUCCUGCUAAUUGCCUGGACAAAAAGGGCAAAGUGUGGGGAACUCUCUUUUAUGAUGUGCAAUCAAGUAUCUGCCGUGCUGCAAUGCAUUAUGGGGUGAUUGACAACAGUGGUGGCCUGGUAGACAUCACAAGGAAGGACAAGAUCCCAUUUUUCGUCAAGGCAACCAAGAAUGGAAUUGAAUCAUUUAGUAAAUACAAACCUGGCAAUGCCUUUGUUGUUGCAAAAGUGGAAAAACAAUCAGUGGACUGCUAUGCCACUGUGGCUGAGAUUUGCCCCUUUAAGGAGCCAGGCAUCAAUUGCCCAAGAGUGCUCUGCCCCGACAACUGCAAGGAUGAGCCAUCCCACUGGGCUCCAGUCGUGGGGAGCAACAUCUACUCAGAUAGCUCCAGUAUCUGCCGAGCAGCCAUCCACGCAGGGGUGAUCAAAGCCAGCGGGGGCUAUGUGGAUGUCAUGCCCCUGGAUAAAAAGAAGAACUAUGUGGGAACUCUGAAGAAUGGAAUCCAGUCUGAGAGUAAGAACAAUCUGGAGGGAUGCUCAUUCCGUGUCUUCGCUGUGAAGGAGUGAGAUGGCCAGUGACCCAGGGAUGCAUGACGUCUGCUACUAAAAGACAGGAGGUGCCAACAGGUUGGCACCAUGGCAACCUAUCGGAUCUGAUUCCCCCACCCUCAGUUGCAAUUUUUAGUUUCAUUUCAUGAGUAGGAAAUGUGAAAUGGUAUCUAGUAUCAAUGACGUUUAAGCAGCAGUGCUGGUUAUAUUCGUCUUAAAAUUUAAUACAUUUGUUUAUUGUUUUUUAUUA
Molecule: messenger RNA, 2125 nt
Organism: Megalops cyprinoides (Indo-Pacific tarpon)
Lineage: Eukaryota; Metazoa; Chordata; Actinopteri; Elopiformes; Megalopidae
Gene: crispld2
Product: cysteine-rich secretory protein LCCL domain containing 2
Exons: 15
Coding region: 337-1893 (518 amino acids)
Cellular component (GO): extracellular region
Source: RefSeq, a predicted model, not a curated record